Messenger RNA from Corythoichthys intestinalis (scribbled pipefish), 2817 nucleotides. RefSeq names its product gastrula zinc finger protein XlCGF57.1-like. The transcript is spliced from 3 exons. The record is from RefSeq and is a predicted model, not a curated record. Gene Ontology annotation, biological process: regulation of DNA-templated transcription. Gene Ontology annotation, molecular function: DNA-binding transcription factor activity, RNA polymerase II-specific; RNA polymerase II cis-regulatory region sequence-specific DNA binding. NCBI's taxonomy places the organism in Eukaryota, Metazoa, Chordata, Actinopteri, Syngnathiformes, Syngnathidae. Bases 446 to 2074 code for a protein of 542 amino acids.
AAGUUGCAUAAAGACCAAACUUUAAACGUAUAGAUUUACGGACAAAGUUCUUAGCCUUCAAAAUUGAGUUAUUGAUAGUUAUGACCCAAAUUUGGAUUUAUGUUUCAGAUGAAUUAAUUAUUUCUGGAGUCCAGUGAUGUGAAGCAGUUUUGGUUCCAGACGUUUAGACAUAUUGCACUGAAGUUUCAGCGUCUGAACGUUUUUACUUCCGGGUCACGUGACGCAACACUUGUGUAUUCAUCCGAUUUUGCAGUUCUUUCCUGUACUCUUCUUCGAACUAAACGAGCUCUUUCGAAGCAUUCCCAUUGGGCAAGUACCCUAAAUGCCACAAAAUAGGACUGACUGAAGGCUAACGCAAUCCUAAACAAGUCAAAGAGGCUAGACGUGGAAGUUGAGGAGAGGAAAUAAAUCCAGGUCACGACGAAAAACUGUAAAAACAAAGAAAAUGAGGUGUCCCACAGACGUUGCUGUAGAAGAUCUUCAACCUGAGAAGCACGAUCUCCUCCAUGUUAAACAGGAAGAGGAAUCCGAGAUGCCGUACAUCAAACAGGAGGCGGAGCCAGAGACCCCCAUUAUUAAAGAAGAAGAACAGGAACACGAAAUCCCACACUUUCCAAUGACUGUCAAUGUGAAGAGUGAAGAAGACGAAGGUCCAAACGAAGAGAGCGGGGCAGCGAAACCUUCGAGCGAUAGCUCCUUUCAGCACGUGACAACAAAAGGAGAAGGACAAUCGCAACCGGACGGCCUCUUAGCUCCGCUUUCAGACAGCGACGAUGUAACGUCACACUCUUCUGACUUUAACACAGAUGAGGAGGAUAACGACUUUGACCAAAAUGCUUCAAAAUCCUUAAACAAGUCAUCAAUGAAAAGGGACACAAAAGUAUGUGCGAUUGGGAAACCUUUUUCCUGCUCACAUUGUGAUCAAAAAUUUUCUUGGAAGUCUCAUUUAGAAAAUCAUGAGCGCACACACACUGGAGAGAAGCCUUUUCCCUGCUCACUUUGUGAUCAUAGAUUUUCUUGGAAGUCUCAUUUACAAAAUCAUAAGCGUACACACACUGGAGAAAAGCCUUUUGUCUGCUCUUGUUGUGGUAAAAGAUUCACUGAGAAGGGAAAUUUAAAGAGACACGCAAGCACACACACUGGAGAGAAGCCUUUCGCCUGCUCCUUAUGUGAGAAAAGAUUUCUUCAAAAGUAUCAAUUGACGAGACAUACGCGUACUAAACACGCUGGACCUUUUGUCUGCACACGUUGUGGUAAACAAUUCAGCGAGAAGGGAGAAUUGAACAAACACACAUGCACACACACUGAAGAGAAGCCUUUUGCCUGCACAUUUUGCAAUAAAAGAUUUUCUCAGAAAACUAGUUUAGAGAUACAUAAGCGCACGCACACUGGAGAGAAGCCUUUCACCUGCACACUUUGCGAUAAAAGAUUUUCUCAGAAGGCUAAUUUAAAAAUGCAUAAGCGCACACACACUGGAGAGAAGCCUUUCACCUGCACACUUUGUGAUAAAAGAUUUUCUCAGAAAAUUAAUUUAGAAAUACACAUGCGCACACAUACUAAGGAAAAGCCUUUUACUUGCACACUUUGCGAUAAAAGAUUUUCUCAGAAGACUUAUUUAGAAAAGCAUCAGAGUACACACACUGGAGACAAGAAUCUUGUCUCCACGCAUUGUGGUAAAACAUUCACUGAGAAAGGACAUUUUAAACACAAAAACGACCACAUGGGAGAAAGGCCUUUUGUCUGCACAUCUUGUGGUCAACGAUUCACCCAGAAGCGAAAUUUAAAGAAACACAUAAGCACGCACACUGGAGAAAAGCCUUUUCCCUGCUCAUUUUGUGGUAAAAGAUUCUAUCAGAAGACUGAUUUAGUCAAGCAUGAGCGUACACACACUGGAGAGAAGCCUUUCUCCUGCUCCUUUUGUGAGAAAAGCUUUGCUCGGAAGGAUCGGUUAAAAAUGCAUACAAGAAUACACACUGGAGAAAAGCCUUUUUCCUGCACAUUGUGUGGUAUAAGAUUCACAGAGAAGCGAUAUUUAGUAUUGCAUGUAAGAAGCCACACUGGGGAAUCAUCAUGAAACUGAAAAGUGUCUUAUUUGUAGAACGAACGAAUACAGUAUUUGCUGGACUAUAAGUUGCAGUUUUUUUUUCCAUAGUUUGGCUGGGGGUGCGACUUAUACUCAGGAGCGACCUAUGUGUGAAAUUAUUAACACAUUAUGAUAUCAUUUUACAUUUUAUUUUGGUGUUUUGGAGUGACACUGAUGGUUUGGUCUUUAUGUUAUAGUUAUCUGAAUAACGCUUAAUAGCUAUGGACACGUUCGCAUUCUGCCUUUGGCAAUGUGUGUUCAAUUGUAUAAUUGACUUUUUAUAUUGAAAUGCAUGCUUUUAGUUUGUGGCACUUUCACGCCGACGUGGGGGCGCACUCGCACUUGUUUACGCGAAGAAGAGCGCUCACACGCCAGAAGAAGACGGACAGCUACGCAGCGUCUCUGAGCGAGUGGGCGACAUGGCUGCGAAGCAUAAGCUGAGUUUAAUGGGGGGACCAGGGCAAGGCCUCCCUGGUGGCCGAAAAGUGUCAUUGCAUGUAAUUGACUUUCCUAUAUAUAUGAAAGUUGUAAAGCAAGAAAACAACUGAAUGAAAUGAACAAAAAAAUAUAUUUUUGUAAUGAGUCAAAAUUAUUUUUCGAACAGAUCAUGUGACUAGCACCUUAGACGGUCAUUUGCUUUGCAUAUUAUUUAAAAAAAAAAAAAUAGGGGAGGGAAAUUUUAUUUUUCAAAUCGUUAUUUUUUUUCUUUGAUUGAAAAUCUUUUUUUUUUUUUU